Molecule: messenger RNA, 1983 nt
Organism: Macadamia integrifolia
Lineage: Eukaryota; Viridiplantae; Streptophyta; Magnoliopsida; Proteales; Proteaceae
Product: HIPL1 protein-like
Exons: 7
Coding region: 1-1983 (660 amino acids)
Source: RefSeq, a predicted model, not a curated record
AUGGGUUCUGAACUUAACAUUCUCUGUCUCUUUGGGCAAUGGCUGCUGCUUCUUGGACUUUCUUAUUCACAUCCCUUAUGCACUGACUCAAUUGCACCUUUUACUCCAAAGAAGCCUCUUACCUUCUGCCCUUAUAGUGGAAGUGUCUGUUGUGAUUCUGCCAAAGAUCUUCAAUUGCAGAAACAGUUUCAGUCAAUGAACAUCUCAGAUCCUGCCUGUGCUUCUCUUAUGAAAUCAAUUCUCUGCGCGACUUGUGACCAAUUCUCGGCUCAGCUAUUCGAUAUUGGUACUAGACCUCGGGCAGUUCCUGUACUAUGCAACUCCACCAUUUCAGUGGGUUCAACUCAGUCUAACAAUGCAGCAAAUGACUUUUGUGGAAAGGUCUGGGAUACAUGUCAAAAUGUGUUCAUCAAUGCCCACCCUUUCACUCCACUGCAAGGUAGUUUUGGAGUACCUACUAGUACCACUUCUUGCAAACUAACUGAUCUUUGGAAGUCGAAAAGUGAUUUCUGCAAAGUAAAUGGUGGAGCUUCUGGUUUCGAUUCAGUAUGUUUUGCUGGUGACCCUGUUUCACUAAUAAAUGCUGCAACUGUGGAUCCUCCCAGUGGUGUAUGUCUUGAGAAAAUUAGUAAUAUGACUUACCUUAAUAUGGUUGGUCAUCCUGAUGGGUCUAACCGUGUCUUUAUGACUGAUCAACAAGGUAGAAUAUGGCUGGCAACUGUUCCUGAUGUGGGAUCUGGGAAAACAUUAGGACCUGAUGAACUGACUCUGUUUCUAGAUUUAUCAGACAAAAUUUAUUAUGAUUACCUUCUUGGAUUAAUGGGUAUUGCAUUUCAUCCAAACUUUGUGAACAAUGGGCGCUUCUUUGUUUCCUUCAACUGCAAUAAGACUAAAUGGGAUGGAUGUUUUGGGAAGUGUUCAUGUAAUUCAGAUGUGAACUGUAAUCCUUCAAACUUUACUUCUACUUAUGGGUUUCCUCCAUGCCAGUAUUCUUCUGUCAUCUCAGAAUUCACUGCAAAUGGCACAUCGGGAAAUUUCUUGGCAACUAAGGGUAACCAAACAGAAAUUAGAAGGAUAUUUUCUAUGGGGCUUCCAUUUGAAAAUGAACAUGGUGGUCAGAUUCUCUUUGGACCCUCAGAUGGAUAUUUGUAUUAUAUGAUGGGAGAUGGUGGGGGUGUUGCUGAUCCUUACAAUUUUUCCCAAAACAAGAAAUCUUUGCUUGGAAAGAUUAUGAGGUUCGACGUGGAUCACUUUCCAAGUGCAAGACAAAUAAAUGAACUUGGACUAUGGGGAAAUUAUUCUAUCCCCUUAGACAAUCCAGUUUUUGAAGACAAUGAACUCCGACCUGAAAUUUGGGCUUUGGGACUAAGGAAUCCUUGGCGUUGUGAUUUUGAUUCGAAGAGGCCUUCCUACUUUCUCUGUGCAGAUGACGGCGAGGAUAGAUAUGAAGAGGUAGAUCUUAUCACUAAGGGUGGAAACUAUGGAUGGCGUGUUUAUGAAGGUCCCUUACUUUUCAAUCCUCCACAAUCUCCUGGUGGAAAUACAUCCGCAAGCUCAAUAAAUCCCAUCUUCCCUGUAAUGGGAUAUGAACACUCUUCUAUAAAUCAGGACCUAGGUUUUGGGGGGGCAGCAAUCAUAGGUGGCUACUACUAUCGGUCCACGACCGAUCCAUGCCUGUAUGGAAGGUACAUAUAUGCAGAUUUUUUCGCUGAAGUUAUAUGGGCAGGUACUGAAAAUCCUGAGAAUAGUGGGAACUUCACUAGCAACCAGAUUCCUUUCACUUGUGCUUAUGACUCUCCAAUCCAAUGUAGCUUCACACCAGGAAUUCCUUUCCCUGCUUUGGGUUUUAUAAACUCAUUUGGGGAGGAUAACAAUAAGGAUGUCCAUAUUUUUGCCACCAGUGGCGUGUAUAGAAUUGUUCAACCCAGUCGCUGCAACUAUCUGUGUUCGAAUGCUACAUCUGCUGCAGGUCUACUCCCUUAA